Gossypium raimondii (Peruvian cotton) is the source of this 818-nucleotide messenger RNA. RefSeq lists its product as uncharacterized. Bases 15 to 707 code for a protein of 230 amino acids. Lineage: Eukaryota; Viridiplantae; Streptophyta; Magnoliopsida; Malvales; Malvaceae. Gene Ontology annotation, biological process: defense response. The transcript has a single exon. The record is from RefSeq and is a predicted model, not a curated record.
UUAGAGAAACAGCAAUGGAGUCUUCAGCUCAGGUUCUGGAAAUCAACUUAAUCUCAGCACAAGGACUUAAGCGUCAUACCAAAAACUACGCCAUUGCUUGGGUUGAUCCAUCGACGAAGCUUCGGACUCGGAUCGAUCGUACCGGCGGCGAAAAUCCGACUUGGAACGAUAAAUUUCUCUUCAAAGUCUCACAGGAUUUCCUUUCCGGUGAAACCUCAGCCGUUUCCGUCGCGAUUUACGCCGCCGGAAUCAUUCGAGACAAACUCAUAGGCACCGUUCGCAUUCUCAUUAGCACUUUCCUCCAUACUUCUCCUUCAUCUCCGAUUACAUCGCCGGCUUUCGCAGCGUUCUUGAUCCGCAGCCCUUCCGGCGAAUUCUUCGGAACCUUAAACGUCGGCGCAACGGUUCUUAACGCAUUUACAGGCUUUCAAGCGUUGAAUAAAGCCUCCGCCAUAGGUUAUCACGAACUUGCCGGAGAGAAUCUCGCCGGAAAAUACCGAUCGGCGAACAAAUCAAAGGCAACAGUUCGUGAUGUACCUGAAUCGAUCCCUAGUGAUUCACCAGUUCAUCAAUCGGAAACUAGCGAUUCCUUAGUGGACCAAUCCUUUACAGAUGUGAGCUUGAAACAGAAAGUUCGAAAGAACAAGAAGAAAUUUUGGAUCAAUCUCAGGCAACUACAUGCAAUCUGUAUAAGUCCCCAAAUUUGAUCCAUCUUUUUUCUAUUUUAUAUAUUUAAGCUUUUUUAUUUGCUUUGCAAUUUCAUUUUGCAAGAAAAUAUUGUCUUUGCACAUUCAAAAUAAUGUUCUUUUUCAUCAAAA